Molecule: messenger RNA, 3457 nt
Organism: Cyclopterus lumpus (lumpfish)
Lineage: Eukaryota; Metazoa; Chordata; Actinopteri; Perciformes; Cyclopteridae
Gene: rufy3
Product: RUN and FYVE domain containing 3
Exons: 19
Coding region: 857-2770 (637 amino acids)
Biological process (GO): regulation of axonogenesis
Cellular component (GO): cytoplasm
Molecular function (GO): metal ion binding
Source: RefSeq, a predicted model, not a curated record
GGAGGCGUUGAACUCCUCAAACUUGAGAUUCGGGAAGCCCGGGUCGCCGUCACCCGCUCCGCCGCGACAGUACGACUUCAGGAUCGAGCGAGUCGAGUCCAAGCGACGAAGUCAGAGGAAUCUGUUGACGCUUGAGAGGCAGAUGAGUCCUCUGCUGCAUCAUUAGCACCGGCUGGCUACUCUGGGGACCACUUCCUCCAUCCCUCCCUCCCUCCUUUUUUUUCUUUCUUUUUUACGCAUGCACCAUCUGCUCACGUGACUCCUGUGUUGCUGUACCCAGCGCUACCGUGUCGGCCAUCUUUGGUCGACACCCACCCCUAGUGCAUUCACUGCGCCGCACGGGCAGUCAAAUCAGAGUGAGCCGGCCGGAGGAGGGCUGUGAUUUCCUCUUUUUUAUUUUGGUCUCUCCUGCAUUUUUUAAAUCCCUCAGUCUGUGCAGAAAAAGAGGGAUUAUAAGAGGCUGAAGAAGAAGAAGAAGAAGAAGAAGAAGAAGAAGAAGACGAAGACGAAGACGAAGAGGAGGAGGGGGGAAGUGUCGAGGAGGAGAGGGCAGGGCAGCGUAUUUCACUCCGUUAGUAGCGAAGAGGGGAGGAGGAUGCAGCCAUAGAGGAAGAGGAGAAGCAGCACCCUUUCUAACACCUGCUGUGGGCCUUUCCCUCGUCUUUGGGCCUUUUCAUCCUCCUUUUGUUUUGAUUCUCUUUUCACUCCCCUUCUCUCUUCUGGUGGGGGCCUCCACUGGGCUUGCGGAACAAAAAGCUACUUCCUUUAUUCCUCUCCCUCCCUCCCCCCCCUCUUCCCUCAUCUCCCCUCUCCCCUCGGCGGUGUUUUUUUUUUUUUUUGCAUCAGCUGAGUCAUCAUGUCUGACCUGACGCCUCAGAGCGAAACCCCCACCCCCACCAGCGACAAGAUCACCCAGGCCGCCCGGGAGACCAUCUAUCUCUGCAACUUCCGCGUGUCCGUCGACGGCGAGUGGCUCUGCCUCCGCGAGCUCAACGACAUCUCGCUGACGCCGGACCCCGAGCCCACCCAUGAAGAUCCCAAGGAUCCCAUCGCCAUCGAGAGGCUUAACUUGAUGAACAUGGCCAAGCUGAGCAUCAAGGGCCUGAUCGAGUCGGCGCUCAACCUCGGCCGCACGCUCGACUCCGACUACGCGCCCCUCCAGCAGUUCUUCGUCGUGAUGGAGCACUGUCUGAAGCACGGGUUGAAAACCAAGAAGACCUUCCUGGGGCAGAACAAGUCCUUCUGGGGGGCGCUGGAGCUGGUGGAGAAGUUGACGCCUGAAGCUGGAGAAAUCACCGCCAGCGUAAAAGACCUGCCCGGCCUCAGGACUCCUCUGGGACGAGGGCGGGCCUGGUUGCGACUGGCUUUGAUGCAGAAGAAACUGUCUGACUACAUGAAGACCAUCAUCAACAGAAAGGACCUGCUCAGUGAAUUCUACGAGCCGAACGCGUUGAUGAUGGAGGAGGAGGGAGCCGUCAUCGCCGGGCUGCUCGUCGGACUGAACGUCAUCGACGCCAAUCUGUGUAUGAAGGGAGAGGACUUGGACUCUCAGGUCGGCGUGAUCGAUUUCUCAAUGUACCUCAAAGAUGGCGGACACAGUAGUAAGAGUGCAGAGGGUGACGGUCAGAUCACAGCGAUUCUCGACCAGAAGAAUUACGUGGAGGAGCUGAACCGACAUUUGAGCGCAUCGGUAAAUAACCUCCAGGCGAAGGUGGACGCUCUGGAAAAGUCCAACACAAAGCUCACGGAAGAGCUCGCCGUGGCAAAUAACCGGAUCAUCACUUUGCAAGAAGACGUGGAGCGAGUGAAGGAGGAGAGCUCGUAUCAGCUGGAGUCCAGGAAGGCAUCAAGAAGCGACUCGGCUCCAGACGGACAAGCGCUGGGCGAAACACGCAAGCAGCUCAAAGAGGAAACGUUGCUUCGAUUGGAUGUGGAGAAGGAGCUGGAGGUGCAGAUCGGCAUGAAGCAGGAGAUGGAGCUGUCCAUGAAGAUGCUGGAGAAGGACGUCUGUGAGAAGCAGGACGCUCUGGUGGAGCUCAGGGAGCAGCUGGAGGACCUCCGCGUCAUCAACCAACAGCUCAGCCACAAGUCACAGAGCGUCGACGCCGGCUCCAAACACAAGAGCGAAGCCAUCGCUCGCCUGGAGGAGAAAAUCAACCAGAUGACCGGGACGGUGAAGCAGAUGGAGACCAGAUGCAAACAGGCUGAGAGAGAGAGGGGUCUGGCUUUGGAGGCCAACCGGCUCUUCAAGCAGGAGUUUGGGGACAAAAUCGAGAGUCUGCAGGCGGAGGUGGAGCAGCUGAGGAAGCACAGGUCUAAUCUGGAACUGGAACUGAGAAAAGAGCGAGAGCGAAGAAGUGAGCAUCAUCUCGACGCCGGACAGAGCAGCGCUGCUCCGAGGGAGAGGAGACCCCCGGAAAACAUCCCAAAGCGUGUCCCAGAAUUCCCAUCGGUCAGAAGGGAGAGCGACCAGUUCCACUCGGGAGCCGAGGACAAAACCAGUCUGAGCUCCAGCCUGUCAUCGAGGUCGCACCACGAGGACGAACAGGACGAGUCCUUCGUGGAGAUCGGCGAGCCUUCCGUCUGUACGAUGUGCGAGCACGACGACUCCCUCGUGAAGGCGAAGAAACAGUGCAAGAACUGCGGCGGCGUCUUCUGCGAGAGCUGCGUGUCCAACGAGCUGCCGCUGCCUUCCUCCAUCCUCCCGGAGACCGUGUGCACCGCCUGCUUCUCUCUGCUGCUGCAGCAGUACGCGUCGACGCCCACAUGAGGCGGCGUGCGACGCCCACAUGAGGCAGCGUCGACGCCCACAUGAGGCGGCGUGCGACGCCCACAUGAGGCGGCGUGCGACGCCCACAUGAGGCGGCGUGCGACGCCCACGUUCGGUUUGCAGGACCGGCACUGCGAAUAUGCACUUUUUGACUUUGUGAGUCCCGCGAGUUCUGGACCCGGAGAUUUCUCGCGGUUCCUUCUGGGUUCGUGACGUCUGAACAUUUUGCCGUCUGGAUGCAGGUUUUCAUUUAGUUUUCAAACGCUGGCGUCGAAUUAAUUCUUUUUUUUCUGGCUGAAAAUGUGUGUUUAGCUGCUUUUUAGUGAAAACCUGCAUUUAAAAAAAAAAAAAAAAUGGCAUAAAAAAACCCCAACUUGAAUCAUCUCAUGCGUAAAGAAAAAAGUAAAUUUCCACAAUGUCCACUAAGUGGAUUAUUGAUUUAAAAAGGGUCAACUGAUAUAUAUAUUUUUUUUAAAUAAUUCAGUUUAAAAAAGAGGAAAAACUGGACAACCGUUUCAUUAUAACACAGCUAUUAAUCAUGAAUAGACCAGUAUAUGAAGCAUUAUUUCACUCAGGUGAAAAGCAUGAAUUUACACACUUUCUCCUCGGAUUUCCAGCUGACGCUGACAAAAAAAAACUCACGUUUGACCAAAUAUUAUAUUGUACUAUGAUAUUAAACAUGCGUUU